Molecule: messenger RNA, 1748 nt
Organism: Helianthus annuus (common sunflower)
Lineage: Eukaryota; Viridiplantae; Streptophyta; Magnoliopsida; Asterales; Asteraceae
Product: heat stress transcription factor A-4c
Exons: 3
Coding region: 429-1598 (389 amino acids)
Biological process (GO): regulation of transcription by RNA polymerase II
Cellular component (GO): nucleus
Molecular function (GO): RNA polymerase II cis-regulatory region sequence-specific DNA binding; DNA-binding transcription factor activity
Source: RefSeq, a predicted model, not a curated record
UUUUCUAUAUAAAAUUACCACGACACAAGAACUAAAAACCCACGACCAAGAUUACGAACUGAAGGUGACCCAAUUUGAUCCAACGAUUAACGAUCCAGUCAACGUUGUUCAUUCGAGGAAAGACCUGCGAUUACGACAUUUGUAGACGAUCAGAAGAAGCACCAAUUGAAGAAUUUUCAAUCUCUAUUAUUACCCUUAUAUAUAUAUGUUAUUCACGUAAAACCCUGAUCAAGUAGUGAGUUUCGACACUUGGGGUGACGUUUCAAGCACUUUGGAAGCCAUUUUGGAUAAUAUUUUGGUUCAGGGGAUUAGGAUUAGACUCAUCAAAAUUACUUUUUAGCUCUGUUUUGGAGUUAUUUUUGGGAGUAUUAUCUUGAUGUAGUUUGGAAAUUGAAGUGAUCUUGAUUGUUGUUGGUAUAUCUUGGUCAAUGAUGAAUGAUGUUCAUGGGAAUUUGAAUUCAAAUUCAAAUUCGAAUUCGGGUUCAAAUGCUCUGCCCCCUUUUAUCGCGAAAACGUAUGAAAUGGUCGAUGAUCCUUCUACAAAUUCCAUCGUUUCGUGGAGUCAGACUAACCGGAGUUUCAUCGUGUGGAACCCGCCUGAAUUCUCGGGUGAAUUGCUUCCAAGAUUCUUCAAGCAUAACAAUUUCUCAAGCUUCAUCAGACAACUUAAUACUUAUGGUUUUCGAAAAAUCGAUCCUGAAUUAUGGGAAUUUGCUAAUGAGGAUUUCAUUAGAGGUCAACCACAUCUGUUAAAGAACAUCCAUAGAAGAAAACCGGUUCAUAGUCAUUCGAUUCACAAUCUUGCAAACAAUGGAUCAUCAUCGUCGUCGUCUCCAUUGACCGAAUCAGAGAAACAACAAUACAUAGAAAAGAUUAGCACCCUGCAACACGAGAAAGAAUCGUUGUCUAUACAGUUUCACAUGCACAAACAAGAACAGGAGAGGAUCAAAUUCGAAGCACACGGUUUAACAGACCGUUUAAAACGGGCUGCAAAGCUGCAAAAAGACAUCCUUUGUUGCUUAGACGAGUUCUUGCAGAAACCACCUCAAGAAUGCGAAUUCACGCCUCGGUUGAUGGAGAAUCGAAAGAGGAGAUUAUCGUCUGAAAACGUUAACGAACAAGUUUGUCCUUUCGAUAUCCCGAUUCGCGAGACGAUAACCGCCGACGCGCUUCUAGCGUUGAACACCGAAUUGGUAGAACAGUUGGAGUCCUCAGUCAUGUCAUGGGAAGGUAUAUUCAAAGAAGUUGAUGAUGAGUUUGAGAUGCAAAAAUGGUCAAUGGAAUUGGAUCACGGGCCCGUAGGUUGUGCGGAUAGCCCAACUAUUGAUUACCCGUUAAUCAAUGUCGAAACGGGCUCUAAAGAAAGUGAGAUUGACAUGAAUUCUAAACCGGUUAACCCGGUUCCGACUGAAGAAACGGCGGUUAACGAUGUUUUUUGGGAGCAGUUCUUGACCGAGAACCCAGGCGGGUCAACGGGUAAUAAUGUAGGCGAAAUGGUGAGUGAAGAUAGAAAAUAUGGGAAGUUUUGGUGGAAUAUGAGUAGUGUAAAUAAUCUUGCUGAUCAGCUAGGACAGCUUACUUCAGUAGAGAGAAGUUGAUAAUGGUGGAUUGUCUAAAUUUACUAUUAAUCUGUUAUUUGUUUAAUAUUGGUGGGGUGGUUGUAAAUUUGGUAUGAGGGUUUAUAUGAUUUUUGAGCGUUUUGUAGAUAUAUUACAUACAGGCUUUUGAUAAUAAUAUAUUUAUGUUCA